AAUUCAGAAUGAGUUCAACCAGUAGUGAAAGUGAUGAUGAAGUUUAUGAUUUCAAUUUCAUUGAAAGAGACAGCAAAGCUCAAACCAAAAUUGAUAAUACUGUUAAUCAAAAAUAAGCAUAGAAAAUCUAUGUUUAAUCAAGAAUUCUUGCCUCUCAAUUUUAAAUUGGUGCAAACACCAAGUUCUAAGGCAUCUCAGUUCUUAGAGUCAAGCCAUUUGAGAAAGGUACUAUUAUCAAGCAAAUUAGGUACCUAAUAAUGUUACCAAGAUGGAUUUUAAAUAAAGACUCUAAAGAACAUAGUCCUCUUGAUACUAAUAAAAGGCUAAGAAAUAUUUUUUCUUUGGGAAAGUUGGAUCACCUUCAAACUCCUUUCAUGAAAUCAGUGACUAGGAAGAAUGUGAUCCCUAAGGAAUGCUCGAGUAGCCUAUUACCAAAAUAAAUAUAAGCCAAAGUUUGACCCAGUCGAAGGUUUCAAUAUCAAGGAAUAUUUACUCAAAAGUGUAAAGAAAAUCAUAGAGCCCUUCUGAGAUAAAAUAGAGAAGGAAAAACCUAAGCCUAAAUAAAGAACCCAUCCUUAAAGACACCAAGUUUAGCAAAGAGUUAGAAUAUUAUGUUAACAGACAAAAGAAUGGAAUUAAGAAUUAUUUCGAUAAAUCAAAAAAAAAUGGACAGAAUUUGUUCAAAGCUCUGAAAUUAAAACCUAAUUUGAAGGUAAUGGAUCUGAAGAAGCUAAAUUGAAAUUAUACAUCUAAAAGAAAGCUUAAUACACAGAGUCUAAUUACUAACCAAACACUUUCGAAAGAUCUAAAUUGAGUGAGAAACCCUCGAGAAUAUAUUAAGAAAUUAAAAAUUCCUAAAAAGCCACAAUUAUCUGUCAGAACACGAACAGCAGCUCACAAGACCCAAAACACUAAACCCAACCACAACCUCAAGUGCAGAAAAAUGAGCCAACAGCCCAAAAAACCCCUAAAACCCGCCAAAACCCCAAAACCCCAAAACCCCAAAACCCCAAAACCCCUUGAGUCUCCUUCAAAAUAG
This is a messenger RNA of Moneuplotes crassus, 1039 nucleotides long. NCBI's taxonomy places the organism in Eukaryota, Ciliophora, Spirotrichea, Euplotida, Euplotidae. The record is from the annotation of a GenBank genome assembly.